CGUGGACUCAUGAGGUCACUGUGGAGAAACGAAAGUACAGAGCAGAAACUCAUAAACUACAGUUUGAAGCUUCUCCAGAUCUUCUCAGAAGAACGAACAGCACUGCAGGCAAACACUGUAGAAGAAGAAAGGUGGAAAACAGUCAUGGCUUCCUCCAGCUAUCUCCUCUGUGAAGAUCAGCUCCAGUGCUCUAUCUGUCUGGAUGUGUUCACUAAUCCAGUCUCUACUCCAUGUGGACACAACUUCUGCAUGAUCUGUCUCAGAAAGUACUGGGACAGCACCUCGCUCUGCCAGUGUCCAGUCUGUAAAGAAGAAUACGCCAGAAGGCCUGAGCUCCGUGUGAACACCUUCAUCUCUGGACUGGCUUCUGAGUUCAAGAAGUCAGUUCAGGUGAAGACCAGGAGAGCUUCAGUGAAACGGUCCCCUAAACGUAAAUUGGUGCAGUGUGACGCCUGCAGUGAGGAGAAGCUGGAGGCUGUAAAGUCCUGUCUGGACUGUGGCGUCUCUUUCUGUGACUCUCAUCUAUCACUUCAUAAAACUACACCCAAAUAUAAGAAACACAAGCUGAUGGAUCCUGUGGAGAACCUGGAGGACUACAUCUGCCAGAAACAUGAGAGACCCCUGGAGCUGUUCUGUAGAGACGACCAGACGUGUGUGUGUCAGUUCUGCACUGAGGGAGACCACCGGACUCACAGCACUGUUCCUAUAGAGGAGGAGAGUGGAGAGAAGAAGACUCAGCUGGAGAAGACACAGGCAGAAGUUCAGCAGAUGAUCCAGGAGAGACUGAAGAAGAUCCAGGAGAUCAAACACUCUGUAGAACUCAAUAAAAAAAUCAGAGAGAAGGAGGAAGCAGACAGUGUGGAGAUCUUCAAGGCUCUGGUGUGCUGCAUUGAGAGAAGCCAGGCUGAGCUGCUGGAGGUGAUGGAGGAGAAGCAGAAAGCAGCAGAGAGGCAGGCUGAAGAGCUGAUUAAAGAGCUGGAGCAGGAAAUCACUGAGCUAAAGAGGAGAGACACUGAGCUGGAGCAGAUCUCCCACACUGAGGACCACCUCCACCUCCUACAGAUUUACCCGUCCCUCUGCAGACCCCCACACACCAAGAACUGGACUGACGUCAGUGUUAACACUCCUCUGAGUGUGGAGAGUCUGAGGAGAGCUCUGUCUCAGCUUCAGGAACAUCUCAGAGAGGAGAUGGAGAAGAUUGUGAAUAUUGAACUGAAACAAGUACAGCAGUAUGCAGUGGACGUGACUCUGGAUCCUGAUACAGCUCAUCCUAAUCUCAUCCUGUCUGAUGAUGGAAAACAGGUUAAACAUGGAGACAAGCGACAUAAACUCGCUGAUAACUCGCUGAGAUUUGAUCGCCAUGCCUGUGUUCUGGGACAGGAGGGUUUCUCCUCAGGGAGAUUUUACUAUGAGGUUCAGGUCAGAGAGAAGACAAAGUGGAUAGUAGGAGUGACCAGUGAGCCCACUAACAGAAAAGGGGAUAUUACACUGCGUCCUGAGAAUGGAUACUGGGCUGUGUGUCUGAUAAAUGAGAAUAAAUAUGUGGCUGGAGAAUUUCACCCUGUCCUCCUCUGGUUGAAACAGGCUCCCCAGAAGGUGGGGGUGUUUGUGGAUUAUGAGGAGGGUCUGGUCUCCUUCUAUGAUGUUGAGGUCAGAUCUCAUAUCUACUCUUUCACUGGUCAGUCUUUCACUGAGAAACUCUAUCCAUUUUUCCACACUGGUCUCAAUGAUGGAGGUAAAAACUCAGCUCCACUGAUCAUCACUCCUGUUCAACAUUAUAAAUGAGGUUCCUGUAGUACAUUAAAAAUCCCACCAAAAAUAUAUCUGUCAUUCUUUGAAUCAAAUGUCUACACAAUGAAUUAAUUUAAUAGUAAAUAUAUUAAUUAAAAAGUGGUGUAUCAUAUGACUAAAUGAUUAAUGACCAGAUUUGGGGAUCAGUUACUUUGUGUUCCAAAUUAUUAAGCAAGUGAUAUUUGUCUUAGAUUUUCCUAAAUGGUCAAUACAAAUGACAGUCAGUAUAAUUUCCAACUAUAAAUCUAAUUUUAUUAAAUAAACCUCACAAUGAUAACAGUUUUUUUUACAAAAAAAAAAAAAACUCAAAAUGCAUUGUUCCAUAUUAUUAAGCAGGCCACAGGUUUCAAGCAAUAUGGGAAAGAAAAAGGAUCUCUCUGCUGCUGAAAAGCAUGAAAUAGUGCAGUGUUUUGGACAAGGUAUGAAAACAUUAGAUAUUUCAUGGAAAGUGAAGCUUGAUAAUCGUACUGUGAAGAGAUUUGUGGCUGAUGAUACAGAUGAAUAGUAGUGGAUGGUUGGUGGAAGACCACCACGUCCCACAAGGCUGCACUAUCAGCAAGAAGGGGGUGGAGUCAAAUUUGGGUCGGAAUCAUAGGUAAAGAGCCUAAAAGGUCAGCAAAGUAUAUAGACUUUCUUAAUGAUCAAUUUCUUGCACCAUCUAAAGCUGCAAAGAAUACCUCUGCGUCAUUGGCUGCUACGGCCAUAAAAGGAGAGAAACUCAUGGUGCGGCCAAAUAAAAAAAAAUACCAUUUGCUAUCUUUACAACCUAUAAAAAAUGUUUUAAAACGCUGUUGUGCAUCAUUUGGAACAGCGCAGUUUAAGUUUGACUUUUUUAUAAUUACUGUAAUCAUUGGGAGGUUUAUUUAAUAAAAUUGGAUUUACACUUAACAGGUCAUGACUUGAAAUUAUACUGAAAAAAAAA
This is a messenger RNA of Astyanax mexicanus (Mexican tetra), 2713 nucleotides long. Its product is annotated as E3 ubiquitin-protein ligase TRIM39-like. The record is from RefSeq and is a predicted model, not a curated record. The transcript is spliced from 7 exons. Gene Ontology annotation, molecular function: zinc ion binding; protein binding. NCBI's taxonomy places the organism in Eukaryota, Metazoa, Chordata, Actinopteri, Characiformes, Acestrorhamphidae. The coding region runs from base 10 to 1785 and encodes 591 amino acids.